AUGAAUCUUGAUGAUUUUCUUUCAUGGUUUAAUUCAACUGGUGUGAAUACUGAAAAUGUAAAUGUUUCUUAUUCGAUAACUAGUGGUUUUGGUCUUUAUUCUCGUCGAGAAUUGAUUGAAAAAGAUUUUCUUAUUCUUUCAUUACCUGAACAUUUGUUUAUAAAACCAUCAUUUAAUACAAAUGAUUUAACUGGUUUUGAACAUUUAAUUAUUUAUUUAUUAGAAGAAAAAACUAAUCCAUAUAUUAAAUUUCUUCGAUCUAUUCAAUGUAUUCCACAAUGGAGAUAUUAUCCAAAUGAUAAAUAUCCUCAACAAUUAAUUGAUAAAAUGAAAAAACAUCUUAAUAAAUAUAAUCAAUCACGAAAUAAAAUUUUACAAUAUAAUGAUGAUGAAUUUCAAUGGGCAUAUUAUUCAAUAAAUACAAGAUGUGUUCAUUUUAAUAUGGAAAAUGAUUCAAAAGAUCAAGAUGAUAAUCUUUGUCUUAUUCCAUAUUUAGAUUUUGUUAAUCAUUCAAUUGAACCCAAUACAAUUUCAAAAUUUAAUUCUUUAACACGUUCAUAUGAAAUUUAUUCAAUAAAAACAAUUGAUUUCAAUGAACAAAUAACAUUUCUUUACAAUCCUCAUUCAAAUGUAGAUUUAUUUAUUGAAUAUGGUUUUAUUCUUUCAUUAAAUCCUUAUAAUCAAUUCAAUAUUGAAUAUAAUCUUGAACAAUUUCUUUCAAAUGAACAAAUUCAAAUAAUAAAAUCAUAUAAUUAUUGGAAUUUAUUAGAAUUUUAUUCGGGUGAUAAUGAUCUUUCAUGGACAAUAAUUAAAGCAAUUGAAUUAAAUAUUAAUCAAUCUCAAUGGUCACCCUAUGAUGAUCCAUCAUCCAAAGAUAAAUAUCAAUUAAAAAAUAAAAUGAAAGAAUUUUUAAAUUUAAUACAACAAAAUAUUGAAAAAGAUUUUCAAGAAUGGAUAACAGAUCAUUUUAUUGUUGAAAAAAAUAUUCUAUAUAAGGAUUUUUUAACUACUCUUCAUGAUACAUCUAUUGUUAUUGAUAAAUCUAUUAUUACUACUUACAUCUAUUUCUAUCAAUUCAUUACUUCUCAGAUCAAAUGA
Adineta steineri is the source of this 1098-nucleotide messenger RNA. The record is from the annotation of a GenBank genome assembly. Lineage: Eukaryota; Metazoa; Rotifera; Eurotatoria; Adinetida; Adinetidae.